AUGCCGGCAAGUAAUAUCGAGGCACGGCAGGGACGCGGCACUUGCAGGACGUGCACCAACUGUCGCCGGAAAAAGAUCCGAUGCGAUGGCCAGCGACCCCGAUGCCAUGCCUGCCAGGCCAAAGGCACCGAGUGUACCUUCCCCCAGGACGCGCGCAAGUCCGCCACGCGGCUGCGCAAGGCUGAUGUCCUCUCCCUCCAGCACCAGCUCGAUGCUCUGCGUAGCCGGUUUGAGACUUCUCCAACGUUCUCACGACCGCUGCCGCAGAACCAUGGUCCCGCCGUCGCAAUGCCCCUUGCGCCGCCCCUUGCGCCGUCGUCCCUGACGUCGCAACAGCAUCCGGCGCCCGACGAUGAGGUUGACGAUGGGGUCGACAAUGAGGUCGAAAAUGAGCUCGGCAAUGAGGUCGAAAAUGAGCUCGACAAUGAGCUCGACAAUGAGGUCGAAAAUGAGCUCGGCAAUGAGGUCGAAAAUGAGCUCGACAAUGAGCUCGACAAUGAGGUCGAAAAUGAGCUCGACGAGGCCACGAGUACAGCCAAGCCGGGCUCGGUCGCAUCCACGUCGCAACGCUACGGCUUGACCAGCCUUCUCCAUGACCACUCCCCAGUGUCCUCGCGCCAUCGCCAUCAAUCGCAGUCCCCACGUCCUCCCAUGGCAAGUGGCACCAGGUCUACUACCACUGCAUCUUGUAUGAGCGAACCACUCUCGGAUGAGCUGUGUCGGGCCUAUGUCGUGUCUAACGCGGCUCUCGGCCGACAAGCAGAAUCGACCCUGCGCUCGAAUCCCAGCCUGCUUGCCAAUAUCGACUUUGAUCUCUUGCCAGCAGAUGCUGCCCUCCAUCUCUUGGAUCUUCACUGGAACCGCCAGCACAUGUCGUACCUCCUGACCUACCGCCCUGCCAUCAUGGACAGCCUCAUCCGCAAUGGUCCGCACGUCAACAGUCUGUUGCUGAACGCCAUCUACCUGCAGAGCAGUCUAUACAGUGAUCGGCCUGGCAUUCGCACUCCCUUCGGCGCGGACGAGGCGGCCACUGGUCAGGUCAACUUCUAUGCCCGGUUCAAGGCGCUGCUCCCCACCUUUAUCGAUAAGCCUUCCAUUCCUACAAUCGUCGCCCUUCUGACCUGUGGAAGCUGCCUGGUGCCCCACGGUCAGCAGAGUGCUGGCUGGGUCUUCUGUGGCAUGGCGUACCGUAUGAUGAUUGAUAUUGGCAUUCACCUGGACAGUUCGGGGCGUGCAGCCACCAGUACCAGCCCGAGCGCAACGGCUAUCGAGAUGGAAAUGGCAAACAGACUGUAUUGGGGCGCAUACGUGGGGGAUAAAUUCCAGUCUUUGUUCCUGGGCAGAUCACCAGCGUUGCACAGGGCAGCAGCCACAGUCUCUCGCAACUAUCUCGACUCGUAUGAGGAGAUGGAAGUAUGGGCUCCCUACGUGGAUCCACAGGCGCAGGCGCCGCUUCUUGUCACCCUCGACCAACAACACGCUGCCGCCUAUGUCCCUCGCCCAGCCUACGCUCUGAGCACCUUUCGAAGCCUACUGGAGCUGUGCGACAUUGCAGCUGACAUGAUAGAAGCAUUCUACGCACCGAGUACUGGCGCCAGGGAUGACCGACCGCGCGGGGACAAGAGGAACGAGCUCAGGGCCCAACUGAGCCAGUGGCAUUCAUCCCUCCCGUCAUGGCUCCACUAUAAGCCUGAACAGGAUCAUAUUCUGCCACCACAUCAAAUCACAAUACACACAACUUACUGGACGCUCAUCAUAUUGACCGAACAGGCUCUCCUAAGAGGUGAUGAGGAUGGGCCGGCAUUGGAUGCGGACUCUCUUGGGAAGAGUAAACGCCUUUGCGUGGAUGCCGCGCUACAGAUCUGGUUGCUUGUAGCCGCCUACCGGAAAGCGUUCACACUGCGCAGAGCACAGUACGGACUGGCUUACGCCACAUACUGCGCGGUUGUCGCUAUACUACAACAAACCGAUCAAGAUUGUGAGGAAUACAUCGAAUGCAUCCGAUUCUUCUGGACAGCAUUGCUGGAAUACGAACGAGGAUGCAACCAUGGGUUGAAAAGACCCCUACGUCUUUUGAGAUCACUCAUGCGGCGUAUGAACCGACUCUCGCAGCUCGUAAGCGUUGACGAGUCGAAUAAUAUGGUAGACCGCACUGAUGCGGUAGUGGCAUCGUCGGAUAAUCUUGAUUGUAUGGACUUUAGGGACUUGCUGCCUGCAGGAAACAGUUUAGAGGACUUCUUACAGCCCUGGGACGAGUCGUUAUGCCAAGGUACGACGACUCAGGGUCUUUUCAACAACAACACCGUCUUUGGCAUUGCAGAUGAUUCACUGAUGGGGACGUACAUGUAA
Colletotrichum costaricense is the source of this 2349-nucleotide messenger RNA. RefSeq lists its product as uncharacterized. Gene Ontology annotation, biological process: DNA-templated transcription; regulation of DNA-templated transcription. Bases 1 to 2349 code for a protein of 782 amino acids. The transcript is spliced from 4 exons. The record is from RefSeq and is a predicted model, not a curated record. Gene Ontology annotation, molecular function: DNA-binding transcription factor activity, RNA polymerase II-specific; zinc ion binding; DNA binding. NCBI's taxonomy places the organism in Eukaryota, Fungi, Ascomycota, Sordariomycetes, Glomerellales, Glomerellaceae.